Heterobilharzia americana is the source of this 837-nucleotide messenger RNA. Lineage: Eukaryota; Metazoa; Platyhelminthes; Trematoda; Strigeidida; Schistosomatidae. The record is from the annotation of a GenBank genome assembly.
UGACAACAGGAGUAAACGUCUUUUUAAAACGUACAGGAUAUUAUUAUGUGUCCAGCUGGAAGGAACCCCCUGCCACCGAUAGUUUAUGAAAAUGAUGAGAGCUUUACACGAUUUAAGAAAAAAGGGCACAAAGUGUUCAACGUUCCACCUCAUUUGGCUCGCCUUGAAGACCCUUGGAACAAACUUUGCACGCGACAUACUCUUUCUAGUUUAAGACACACAGCAGAAUAUUUCGAUCCAGACGCUCCAAAUGAUGACCUUGAUUUCAGGUUGAAAUCUUACUACGAUCAACACAGACACUGGUGGAAGACCAAUGCUGAGGCAUUAUUACAGCUUGAAACACUAAACGAGACAAAAAGAAUACUUAAAAAUCGACCUGAAAAAGUGAUUGUUAAGCGCCCACUUCCAAGUCAACCAUUCCCAAUAUGGACAUGUGAAUGUAGAGAACGUCUUGAACACGUUUCAGAAGCAAUUGAUGCCAACCAUACCCAGGCAACAAAUGGUGGUUAUUCGAGGAAACCUGAUGGGAAUAAAUUUACUGCAUAAAAUGAGACAGAAAAUAGUCAGUGAGAGGGAGAAUAGUAGGGCUAAGUGAUGACAUUUCAAUAAUGAUGCUUCGCUGUGUUUUGUAUUGAUGAUCGGCCGAAAAAAGAUAUGUAAACAAAAAACGCUUCCAUGAAACAGAUGAUAAUUAAUUUUUGAAAUUUUGCCUUUAAAAACUAUUAUUCUUUCAGAUUACUUUCAAUAGCACUCAAUUAAUGAAUAGAGUGUAUUUUUCAAAACUGUGAGGUUUGUUUUUUCUCCUUCAAGUUCAUGAUAAAUCCUAAUGGAAUCCAA